This is a messenger RNA of Cuscuta campestris, 1119 nucleotides long. NCBI's taxonomy places the organism in Eukaryota, Viridiplantae, Streptophyta, Magnoliopsida, Solanales, Convolvulaceae. The record is from the annotation of a GenBank genome assembly.
AUUCGGUUCUUUAGACGGUUGACCAACAGUCAACUUAUUUUCUUUCUUUUCAAAACGAUUUAGGUGUUACGGGUUUCUCAUGAACUCUUUGACCACCGGUCAAACCAAUUUAGACUUUCACCAAAGUCAAACCACUUAACAUUUAAUGCCUAUGACGGAGAUAGCCUCAAUCCGUAAUACCGAAGAUAGCCUCAAUUCGGUGGAGGCCCUGCAGCCGCCCGAGCAAUGGCCAGUUUCUAUAUUUCGGGGCGUUACACGGUUCCUCACGCACUUUGCCAGGCGUCCCAUUUCUCCGCCUAGGGUGCUGCCCGAGUUGUACCCUCAACAAAAGGGGUACCACGACCUCGACAAUCAGCUUCAAGUGUCGGGUCUGUGGUCGUUCGUCUCCAGGAGCCGCUCGAGCUUCAAUCCCGCCUUUGUCCGGGCCUUCUACUCCAAUCUCCGCUGUGACGGGGACACCAUACGCAGCAGCAUCAAUCUCUACGACAUAGAGAUUGAUUUGCCUACCUUUGCUCGGGUCGCAGGGCUGCCCAUCCGCGGUGACGACAUCGCAACUUAUGGUGGCGACGAUUGGAUCCUCAACAAAGAGGCGGUCGUCAUUCGUGAACUUGGGAUCACCAACUUGAUCCGCCACAGCGACGCACCGACGAUUCACUCAGCCCCACCGGACAAGCGCCUCCUCCUCUACAUCAUCACCCGGAUUAUCCGCCCUCGGGACAGCAGCCAUACCUCGCUCUUCAACGAGGACUUGAAGGCGAUUCACGCCAUCAUCCACGGUGCCUCCAUCAAUUGGGCGAAAUUCGUGAUGAUCCACAUGGCGGAUUGCGCCUCCAUCGCCACUGAGCGGAGCUUUCCAUAUGCCUUCCUCGUCAUGGACCUCAUCAUCUCCGCCGACAUCUCCAUCGUCGGCCCGGACACAAAGAUGACGAAGAUUUGGAUCAUUCAAGACAGCACCUUCUUGAAGAAGUCCAGAGACAUGACGGCGCAGGCCCCGCUCCCACCAAGGCCUCUUUGCAAUCCAUAGCCGAUACUCUGAAUCGGCUAACCCUCACAGUGGAUGGCAUGGGGCAGUCAAUCGAGCGGAUGGACUGGACGCUGCAACGCCAACACCAGGACAUG